AAAUAGCCAAUUUAAUCGUUCCAACUUAGUACUAUUAGACAUUAAAUGUUUUUGCAGUAUAUUCUUUUUAGAAAGACAUUUAUCAAAAACCAGAUACAUUAUUUCUAAGAUCUUCAGUGACUAUAAGUGUACUUCGCGAGCCGCCGUAGUGUGACGUUGGCGCUUUACAAUUCAUUGAAAACAUGGCAGGUGAUAUUAAACUAGAAGACGAGGAGGAGAAUAUUUUAUAUGAUUUACUCAUUAACACCGAAUGGCCACCUGAAACAGACACACAGCUGCGUGGACUACGAGAACACAACUCUUCACUCAUUGCUAAGGCAGUAACAGGGCCUUUCAGGUUUAUUCUGCAUUACCUCUGGUACAGCCCUUCUAGCUCAACUCUGCCACCCGGUCUUGUGCGCCUAGCUACCAAACAAGUGAACUGGCAACUGGUGCUGGCAAGUAAUGGGAAGCUUCUUGCUGUCGUUCAAGACCAGUGCGUUGAAAUAAGGUCUGCUAGAGAUGAUUUUGGAUCCAUCAUUGGGAAAUGUCAAGUACCCAAGGACCCAAACCCUCACUGGCGUAAGGUGGCAUGGAGUCAUGAUUGUGCCCUGCUGGCGUACGCUGACAGCACUGGCACGGUCCGAGUCUUCGACCUGAUGGGCAGCGAGCUCUUCGUUAUACCUCCUGCUGUGAGUUUCCCUGGGGAUUUUAGUUAUGCGGCAGCUGGUCUGAUGUUUUUGGAAUACACAGCCAGUGCACAGUGGUCGGCCGAGCUGCUGGUUAUUACCUACAGUGGGCAGCUUAAGAGUUUCCUGGUCAGCGUUGGAACCAACCAGGGCUUUCAGGAGAACCACAGUUUCAGUUUCUCCACUCACUAUUCCAAUGGGAUUACCACAGCAAUAUAUCAUCCAAGUCACAGGUUGCUGCUGGUAGGAGGGUGUGAGUCUUGUGACAGUGAUGUUUCAAGGGCGAGCCGUAGUGGGAUCACGGCGUGGAGGGUGUUGUCAGGGUCACCCCACUAUAAACAGGUCACCAGUUAUGAAGACGACAUAAGUGCGUCUCAAAGGCGCGGAUUCUUCAGGAUGCCCAGUUUUCGACUUUUCCCCAGGCGUAACAACGAACAGGACGGCGUGUUCAGAAUGAGUUUGUCUCCUGAUGGCACCGUUCUGGCUGUGAUCCACUUCUCUGGGAGUAUCAGUCUCUGGGAUGUACCAUCAUUCAAACUGAGAGGCAGCUGGAAACAAGAGGAACAACCGGGAUUUGACGAGAUCAACCCGGAGUGGAAGACUUCGCUGGAGAAAAGGAAGAAAAUAAGAGAUAAGGAGCAGUAUCAAUCUCUGCUAGAUGUUAGCUGGUGGAGUGAGACGGCGCUGAUUUUGGCUCGAUGUUCGGGGGCCCUCACCGUGUCCUCUGUGCGGACCCUUAAAAACCUGCUAGGGAAAUCCUGCGAGUGGUUUGAACCCUCACUGCGAGUCACCUCUGCCCAUGACGGGGGCUUCCUCAGUCUGGAGUGUGAGGUAAAGUUGGCCACUAAACGUUCUCGUCUGGAGAGCAGCGAGACUGUUGAGGGGGAUGAUGGGGAGGAUGACUCCGACUCUGACGAAGAGUCCUCAGCGAAGGCACGCUAUUUCGGCUACGUCAAGCAGGGCCUGUACUACGUGACGGAGAUGGAACGUUUCGCCCCUCCCAGAAAACGACCUCGUACCGUUAUUAAGAACUACCGGCUUGUCAGCCUGAGAUCCACCACACCAGAAGAGCUCUACCAGAGGAAGAUUGAUAAUGAGGAGUAUGGAGAGGCUCUGUCUCUGGCUCAAGCGUACGGUCUGGAUUCGGAUCUUGUUUAUCAGAGACAGUGGAGAAAAUCAACAGUCAGCAUUGCGUCCAUUCAGGACUACCUGAGUAAGAUAAAGAAGAGGUCAUGGGUGCUGCACGAAUGUGUGGAGAGGGUUCCAGAAAAUGUGGACGCUGCCAAAGAGCUUCUGCAGUAUGGACUGAAAGGAACCGAUCUUGAAGCCUUGAUCGCCAUUGGUACCGGUGAAGACCGUGGCAGAUUCAUCCUGCCUGGUGAUCUGGAUCUAGAUGAUGCUCCAUACGAAGACAUUCUGUCCAUGGAAGAAGAGAUGGAGAAAAGAAAAGAGGUGGAGGCCAAGAGGAGGCAAGAGCUCCUCGAAAAAGUGGAUUUUAGCAAACUAACGCUAGAACAGAAGGAGCUCUGUAGGAGCAGAUUGAAACUCCUCUGCUAUCUGGACCGCCUGGCCACGUAUGAGGAGAUUCUGGGAGGACCACAUGCCGCAGAGCAGAGAUAUGAUGCAGAGUUUUUCAAGAAAUUUCGCAAUCAGAAUAUUGUUCUGUCAGCAAGAACAUACGCGAGGGAGAGCAACGUACAGGCUUUGGACAUUCUCUUUACUUAUCACGGCUCAGAGCUGCUUCAGCAUCGGCUCGCCAUCCUGUGCAAUUUCCCAGAAACCACCUCUCCUCACGAGUACACCGACCUUCUGCCUAAGGCUGGUGUGGAUAAGAAGAGUAACUUGCUUUUCAGUCCCUGGGAAGAGAGCAGACACCGAGAUCUGGACUGGUGUGAAGUUCCUGAAUGCAGAUCGGCGGUGGAGCCCAACCCAGUGGACGACUGCCACUUCUUAUACGAAGAGCAGCCAGAACUGGAGAGAUUUCGUAGUGCUGAACCCUGCAUCGCGCUGCUGACCGAGUGGUACCUGACCCGAGCGCAGGACAUAGAGAGCAAUUCUCACCAGGUUGAUUGUUCCCUGUCUCUGGUACGUCUGGGAAAAGAGCAAAACAUUCCUGGGCUGGAGGUGCUGUGCGACGACCUGGUUACCAUGGAGACACUGGUGUACGAGACAUCAUGUGACCUGGGUCUCACGUUAAAAGAGCUGCAGAAGCUCAGCGACAUUGACAAGCUCCGCCUCCUCAUGAAAAAUUCCAGUGAGGAUCGCUACAUUAGGAAUUUAUUCCAGUGGAUGGUCCCGUUUUUGCACCGUUGUGAGAGGCAGCAGGUGGGCUCGUCCUCCAGGCUGCUCAGAGAGUACCUGGUCACCCUCGCCAAAGACGAUCUCAAAUUUCCACUUAAAGUCUUCCAGCACUCAAAGCCAGAUUGUCAUCCAAAGGUCAUAGGUGAUUCAGACCAGCUCAUGUCUGUGGCAUUAGAGUGUAUCUACAGCAGCGAGAGGGACGAUCAGCUUGCGUUGUGCUACGAUAUACUUGAAUGUCUUCCUCAAAGAGGAUAUGGACCAGAGACAGAUGCCACAAAAGCUUUGCACGACCAGGUGGACACUCUGGAGAAACACUUGAGUGUUGCUGAGGUGUUAGAGAAACAUGGUCUUCAGAAGCCCAUCUCGUUCGUGAGGACCAGUCAGAACAGUAAGGAGGAAGCUCACCAGCUGAUGGUCCGACUGACCCGUCACACAGGACGAAAAAACCCUCCUGUGAGCGAGACGACAUGGAGAGGUUUGCUUCAAGAUCUCCUGGAUAUGCAGCAGAAUGUUUAUACCUGUCUUGAGCCAGAGACAUGCCAUCAGGUGUUUGUGGAGAGUUUGUUAUGUUCGGGGCACGAGGAGAACAUUCGUCUGGCUGGUCAGCUCAUGCACUGCAGCGCCGUGUCAGAGGACACUCCGGUGAGCGUUGCCUUUCGUGGGAAAGCUCACGCCCGCGUGGCUUAUAACCGCAGCGUGGAGCUGGUUCUGGCUGCGGCUCGUGAAUAUUUCAACUCCUCGGCCACUCUCUGUGACCCCUGCAUGACCCUGGCACGGUCAUGUCUGCUUUUGAUCACGGAUCGUCCUCCUCUCAUCCAGGAGGAAUUGGAUCUCAUUAGCGCCCUCUCUAAGCUGGAGGAAUUCAAUGUGAAGGUUCUGCCCUUACAGGUGCGUUUGCAGACUGAUCGUCUAUCAUUGGUCAAGGAUUGCAUCUCCCAGUGUCCUACUGCAUAUAAGCAGUCCACUCUUCUGCUCAGCCUGGCCAGACUGCUGCGUGUUGCAGGUGAUGAUGAGGCCAGAAGAAAGGGCCAGGUUCUCACUCUGUUGGCAGCACAGGCUCUGCACUGUCAAGAUUUCAAGGCCUCUUAUAUUCACUGCCAGGAUCUGAUGGCUGCAGGUUAUAGUGAUGGUUGGGAUGUGUGUGCUCAGUUGGGUCAGUGUGAGAUGUACUCACAGCUCUCGGCCCGUCAGGAUCUGAUGGCGUUCUCCCUUACACACUGUCCUCCUGCCAGCAUCCAGAACCUUCUAGCAUCGUCUAGUUCUCUUCAGACACAGGUUCUGUACCAGGCCGUAAAUUACAAGAUUGAUCCCUCUCAUGGCCCGAGAGCAGGCAGUGAGAUAUCGGAGACAGGAGCAACUGUUCCAGGAUCAGCCCCGGGCUCAAUUAACCCCACAGACCUGCUGCACAGAACCACGGCCCGAACCAUAGAGGUCCUGACCAACACCACCAUGAACACGAGAGCUGUGCUCACUGCUGUCAGUGACUCUCAUUGGUGGAGGGAAUCCAUUAGCUUGCUCCGCCCACUGCAGGGACAGGGCUUGGAUAGAAGUCGCUCCGCCGUGGCCAAUGAAAAUGCAGAACUGGAAAGGCAAGGAUGCAAUCCAUUCUACGCGGAGCUGUUUGAUGAUCCAUACGUCAAUACGGCUGAAGAUGUGUAUUUAUCUUAUAAGUACACUCCUCAUGAAGACUUUGCUGAAGUUUUACUACGGACGGGCAAACUGGCCGAAACAAACAGCGAGGGGCAGAACCUUUUUCCUGCAACAGAGGUACUUCUUCAGCUGGCCAGUGAUGCCUUUCCCAAAGAUAUGACACUUGCCCUGGCCUAUUUACUGGCUCUACCUCAGGUGUUGGAUGCAAACUUGUGUUUUGAGAAGCAGCCCCCAUCUGCACUGUCUCUCCAGUUAGCGGCGUAUUACUACUCUCUUCAGAUAUACUCCCGACUAGCACCCUGCUUCAAAGACAAGUGCAGCCCACUUUACAGGGCUGAUCCCAGAGAGCUGAUUCGUCUUGUGACCAAGCAUGUGACAGACCAUGCUGGACGCGAUUGGAAGGAUGAGGAACUGGAGGCUCUGAUUGGUCAGUUGCGUCUUCACAGUGAGAGACUGACGGACUUCACUCAAGCUCAGGUGCUGCAGGGUCUUGGCCGUGGGGUCGAUGUCCAGAGAUUUAGCAAUGACAACCAGUACAAGAAAGAGACUAUUCUGGGCCUGGCCGAGACCUUGGAUGAAAAUGUGUAUGGCAUCUCUCGCUCUUUGGCUCAGCGGUACAGCAUUCCUCUUUGGGAAGUGCACAUGACCCACCUUGAGUUUCUGUUCACUGACAGUGGACUCUCCACCAAAGACAUCGAGAGCCGAACUGAGACCCUGGGCCUUUUCCAGACUCUAAAGGCCGACCCAGAGGCUUUCUACACGCAUAUGACUAAAUAUGUAUAUCGCAGUAUAGCCGGAACCGAUCAGCUCAGACUCCUGUUCUACUUCACCCUUCUGGAGAACUGCGGCUGCGCAGACUACUUCCCUCCAUCUGCAAUGAAGCCUGACACUCAUCUCAAACUGCUCAAGAAACUCAAAGCCGUCGCAGUGGGUCUGGAUUAUAAGAAGCUAAUAGAUGAAGACUCAGAUCCUCUUAAAGCUUUGGAGCCAGUAUUGACCAGCCAGAACGUCCUGUCAAUCUCCAAACUGGCCCCUCGAAUCCCCCAGCAGGGAGGUGAACUGCUCACCUCUAGUGCUGUCCACGCCACCUGGCUACAUAAACUCUUUUGGGAAGGAGAUCAGCAGGUGCUGAAAAAAGCCUCUCAGAGCGAUCAAGACUUUUUUCAUGCCUAUGACACCUGUGCCAAAUACUUUGACCGACUGUUGCCCUUAGAUGCUGUUAACUUCUUGGAUGCCAUCACCUUUUCCCCUGAAGCUGCCAAUAAGCUGUCUGUAGCCGCCAGGCUUGAGAUCACCAAGCGGGCACAAAAGGCUCUAAAAGGCAUUAGCGACAAAGCUAAGAAAAAGGGGAACGAUGACAACUUUGACUCCGCCCUCGCUCAUCUGCAUCAAUCCGUAGCUCAUCUAGAGACUUUAAGCCACGCGUUCCCCCUGUCACUCAAGACGAGUCAAGAGGAGCGCUUGCAGCAAUACAGUCGCAUUUACGACCUGUCCAGAUCCGAGCAAUCAAAGGUGCACCAUCUGGCCGUCACUAUGGCCAUGGACGGACAGCCUCUCGAAUGGAUCAAGCAGCUGCUUGCGGUCGCCGUGGGAACGAGCGACCUGUCGCCGAAGAGCAUAGUAAAGGACGCAGUGGAGCGAAUCAUAUCUGCUCUCAGUGGUGACAAGGACGCUUUGAAAGAUUAUGCAGACCCCUUGAAGGUACUGGAAGGAAUUGUUGCAGCAGUGCACACUAAUGUACAGAGCGGUGGGAACAUGGUCACAUCCGAGGACAUGCUGAACUGGUUACGACCUUUUUGCGGGGACGAUGCCAAACCCGUGCGACCCCGGAUCGAGGUUCUGCAGAUUCUGGAACGAUCCUUUAACCUCAGCGAUCAGGACAUCCACCUACUGGUGUUCUUCAGGAGCCAGGCGGUUCUAAAAGCCUGCUGGCCAAACAGAGAGUGUGAGAUGAAAGACGUUGAGAAUGAGGAGCAGCGAAAUGCCUUGUUCAUGGAACUGUUGGAGUCUAGCAAUAAAUGGGAGGAGUUUCAGCACCUUAUGCUCCUGCUACAGGCGUGGCCACCAAUGACUGACAAGGGCAGGUUGGAGACCGAACAGAACCCCUGGGUGUGUCUCACAUCAGCCCUGCUCGCACACUCCUCCAGCAUUUCCGAAAUCAAUGUCGGGAAUGAGAUCCUAGUUAUGUGUCGCUUGCUCUACUCGACCAAACACAAACUUAAUCCACAAUGCAUUGGCCACAUUUCCUCCCUGCUGUUGAAUGCUGGGUUGAAGCUACCUGCUUUGAAGUUGAUGACUGAGAACGAUGACGAGCAUCUGCGCAAACUGACUUUGGAUCAGAUCAAAAACAUCAGUGAUGUGAAUGAAGAUGUGUGUGACCCUGAGCUUCUAUCUUUGCUGUUGAAUGCAGAGAUGUUGAUCAGUUGUGUGGACACAGCCCUUUACUCUCCUCUGAUCUCUCACAUGCUGGCUCAAGGGAGUUGGGAUGUGGAGAAGGCUGCACGAGAACUCCACCAGGCCGGCCACAGCGCUCAGGCCGGCUCCUUGCUCCUGUCCUACCGUGGAUCUCACCCAGGGCUGUUCACCUUCAACAGCGCCCUCACCGUCAUUCGGAAAUGGCUGUGAGGGAAACAUGUGGGAACACGCUGAUGAGUGUCAGUAUGUGUGAAGAGGAUUUAGAAGUCUACUAGUCUAUGUAAUCAUGGGACAUUGGCACAAAAUGCCAAAUCACAAGUCGUCCAUAAUUAUCUUCGGUUUUAAUAAUUCAGAAUAUGUUUGCGCACGACUUCCUGUUGGCAAAGGAUUCAAAUCGCUUUUCUAUUUCCUCUUUCUCUCUCUCUCCUGUGAUCUCUUUUGAAUGAAGCCUGGUGACACAGGUGUAAUUCCAUUACUUUGGCUGCUUGGUCACGCUAGCCUGCGCUAAUAAUCAUUACAGGCCGACAUCGAAAUUGAAAACGCCGCAUGUGUGCUGACUGCGGGUUCGUGCGGCUUCACGGCUGAUAGUUUCACAGACCACUUUUGCUCUUUCCUUUUCGUAGGGUUAUUAAUUAUUUUUUGAAGAAAACUGAUUAGGCUUUUGGGCAGCCUCAUGCUGCACGAUUCUUUAAACAUGCAAGUAUACGGAUGCACUACAGACUGUGUCGGAUAAUUCAGCAGUAAUGUGACUUAUCUGUGUUUUUUAGGUAAGAUUAUCAUCAGUAUUUAAUAAACGUGUCCCAUUAAAACAUA
Molecule: messenger RNA, 7847 nt
Organism: Misgurnus anguillicaudatus (oriental weatherfish)
Lineage: Eukaryota; Metazoa; Chordata; Actinopteri; Cypriniformes; Cobitidae
Gene: nbas
Product: NBAS subunit of NRZ tethering complex
Biological process (GO): retrograde vesicle-mediated transport, Golgi to endoplasmic reticulum
Cellular component (GO): Dsl1/NZR complex
Molecular function (GO): SNARE binding
Source: RefSeq, a predicted model, not a curated record